Messenger RNA from Boleophthalmus pectinirostris (great blue-spotted mudskipper), 2052 nucleotides. It is a transcript of the gene fdxr, whose product is annotated as ferredoxin reductase. The transcript is spliced from 12 exons. Gene Ontology annotation, cellular component: mitochondrion. The coding region runs from base 276 to 1751 and encodes 491 amino acids. Gene Ontology annotation, biological process: ubiquinone biosynthetic process. The record is from RefSeq and is a predicted model, not a curated record. Lineage: Eukaryota; Metazoa; Chordata; Actinopteri; Gobiiformes; Gobiidae.
ACAGCUAUUAACUGUUACACCAACAUGCUGUAGCCACCAAAACAGCGCAAAGAAGGCCAACAUUAAGUUUAUAUUUUCAUAUUUAAGAAGAUCGGGCUGUGUAGAAUUGCAUACAAAGUUACAUGCCGUUUCCAGGAGAAGAUAAACGCGUUUCACCUUGACAUUUUCGCUCAAGGCUGGAGUGAUGCGGAGCUAAUCCAUCUAUCCGGGGUGAGACGAGGAGAAGAAGGCUCACGAAAACGCGCAAAGAAGGAUUAUCUUGGACCAAAACAAGCAUGAGGGCGCGUACAUUAUUGUCGGGACUAAAAGUUUGGAAUCUUGGAAAAAACACGUGGGUAAAUCGUCUUUCGAAUGGUGUAAGCUCAUCUGUCUCCACCCACGGGCCCCAGGUUUGUGUCGUGGGGAGUGGUCCGGCUGGCUUCUACACCGCACAGCAUCUGAUAAAGGCCCGCCCCGAUGUUCAAGUGGACAUUUAUGAGCAGCUUCCUGUUCCCUUUGGCCUAGUGCGCUUCGGAGUGGCCCCAGACCAUCCAGAAGUCAAGAACGUCAUCAACACAUUCACGCAGACGGCCAAACAGUCCCGAUGCGCUUUCUACGGCAACGUGAACGUGGGCAAGGACAUCAGCAUGGAGGAGCUGAGGCAGGCCUAUCACGCUGUAGUACUGAGUUAUGGCGCAGAGGGCAACAGGACUAUGGGAGUACCUGGGGAGCACCUAGAUGGAGUAUACUCGGCGAAGGACUUUGUGGGCUGGUACAACGGGUUACCCAGCUGUCGACAGCUUAGUCCAGACCUGAGCUGUGACACUGCAGUGAUCCUCGGACAGGGGAACGUCGCGCUGGACGUAGCACGCAUUCUGCUCGCUCCUGUUCAGAUGUUAAAGAAAACUGACAUCACAGCCCCAGCCCUGGAGGCCCUGGCUGAGAGUCGUGUGAGCAGAGUUCUGAUCGUGGGCAGGAGAGGGCCGCUGCAGGUGGCUUGUACUAUAAAGGAACUCAGAGAAAUGGUGAACCUGCCUGGGACCAAACCUGAGAUGGUGGCAGCUGAUUUUGAGGGCAUCGCUGAAGCACUUAAAGAUGUGGCGCGUCCGAGGAAGCGUCUGACCGAGCUGCUGUUGAAGACGGCCCUGGAGCCACCCGGGGAGAAGGAGCAGCAGAGGAGGAACUCAGCCCGCAGGAGCUGGGGCUUCCUCUUCUGCAGGAGUCCUCUGGAGGUGCUGCCAGACCCCAGUGGAACCAGGACUGCUGCUCUCAGACUGGCUGUCAACAAGCUGGAGGGCUCGGGAGAGGGGGCUCGGGCAGUGCUCACCACAGAGGAGGAAGUGGUGCCCUGUGGUCUGGUCAUCAGCAGCAUCGGCUACAAGAGUCUGCCCAUAGACCCGGCCGUGCCCUUUGACCCCAGCAAGGCCAUAAUCCCUAAUGAUAUGGGCCGGGUUACGCAGGCUCCAGGCCUGUACGUGAGCGGCUGGUUGAAGACUGGUCCCACUGGGGUCAUAGCCACCACCAUGAACAGCAGCUUCGACACGGCUCGCUCCCUGCUCGAGGACAUGGGCUCUGGAGCUCUGGACGUAUCCACACGCAAGCCUGGCUCCGACAGCAUCCAAGCACUGCUGGACCAAAGAGGGAUAAAACCAGUGACGUUUUCUGACUGGGAGAAGAUCGACCAGGUGGAGAGCCGGAGAGGAGAGGCCGUGGGGAAGCCCAGGGAGAAACUCCUGACCGUGGAGGAGAUGCUGGAGGUGUCACGGGCUUAAAUAAUACUACACACAAAGACGAAUACUUCUACAUGCUGCUUAUGUAAUGGUUAUGACUGAAAAUGGCACUGAAAUUUAAAAAGUUACUCUACGUUAGCGCUAUUUUUAUAUGGGAUAAUAAUAUGAGAAAAUACUUGAAUAGGGUUAGUGAUGUUUAUUGUAUUUUAUAUGUGGUAUGUAAUGUUUGUGCACUUAAUGUAUUAAUAAUGCCAAUCAAAGAAUUUUUACUUAUUAAAAUGUCUUAAAACACCGGUUGAGCUGUCGAUUUUUAUGUAUGUCACUAAUAAACGGGAACUAUGAA